Molecule: messenger RNA, 3325 nt
Organism: Betta splendens (Siamese fighting fish)
Lineage: Eukaryota; Metazoa; Chordata; Actinopteri; Anabantiformes; Osphronemidae
Gene: aggf1
Product: angiogenic factor with G patch and FHA domains 1
Exons: 15
Coding region: 243-2492 (749 amino acids)
Biological process (GO): vasculogenesis
Molecular function (GO): protein binding; nucleic acid binding
Source: RefSeq, a predicted model, not a curated record
AGAACCACUUCCGCUGUGCAGUAGUUCGUUAGCUAGCUAGUGGUGGUCGUGAAAAGGUGGACUGUAAACAUUUGCACGGUUAUAACUGUAACUGUCUCAUUAUCAUCACCACAUGUACUGGACUAUGUUGAAAAUGCAGGCUAGUUACAAGUUGUGUAUUUUCAACUUUCAGGUUGAUCCAUGCGCGGCGCCGACAGGGAGCUUGCUAAAGAGACGAAAACGAAAGAAGCGUGGCUGAGGUGAUGGAGAGUGUAAACGGAGAAGGGGACAAGGAGUCUGAGGUGGUGGAGCUGCGUCUCAAAGUAGAGUCGCUGAAGCAGGAGCUCAAAGAGUGCAGAGCCGAGCUGGUCAAGUUACAGAAGCAGCUGAGCCAGUCUGAGAGGCUGCAGAGGAGCACGGAGAGCUACAACGAAGAUCUGAGGAAACAGGUUGACCAGCUGAGCGUUGAGAUUCAUGAACGUAAGAAGAAAGAAAAAGACAGAAUUGACAAUGAAACUCAGACAGAUGAAUAUGUGUGGACAGAAACAGAUUACUACAACUACUAUUACGGAGGCUGCUAUCAAAAUCCAGAGGCAACAGAUACCCAGGAAGACGUUAAAACUGUAGUACCAGCAGAAGCAGAGGCAGCGGCAAAGGCAGAAGGACAUAAUGCAGCUGAUUACAGUGAGAUGGCUGAGGUUUCAACACAGAAUGAAACAACAACAACAGCAGCAGCAGCAGCAGCAGUAGCAGCAGUAGAGGAGUCUGGACAACCUCAGAGCACUGAUGUAGUCACAACAGAGGAAGGUGAUGCAGGAUCUAUUGCUGAUAUACUGAGGGCCACUGCUGAAGAGGCUAUGACACAGACUGGGUUUAUCUUUGAUGAGACUACCGGGAUGUACUAUGACCACAGUACAGGCUUCUACUACGACUCGGUCAGCCAAUUGUACUAUGAUGCCAACACUGGCAUUUACUACUACUAUGAUGCAGAGAGUGGACGUUACCAGUUUCACUCCAGGAUUGAGGUUCCUGCCCAGACUGCUACAGAAACUUACCAAGAUAGUAACACUGCUGAAAAAAGACUCUGGAAGUUCAAGAAAGUUAUCAAGAAAACCCCACACCAAAAUAACAAGGAAGUCGUCUUUGAUGAGGCAAAGUUGAAAGAAGACCAAACUAAUUGGGUUGAAAAACCAACUAAAAAGUCCAGUGAAUCUCGAAAAUUGAGGUCAAGGUCAUGCAGUCCAGAUGCGGCUUCACGUAGAAAAGAGUCUUCUAGAUGCCGGGAGGAUGGCGACAAGUCGUCUUCAAAGAGGAAGAAGCACAAAAGCAGUUCACACCACGAUGAUAAGGAAAGAUCGAAAAAGAAGCGAAAAAAAUCAAAGUCAGAAAAGCGUAAGAAGAAAAAGAGUUCAGCUCACAACAGUGGCUCAGACAAAAACAGCGAACCAGAAGAGGGUGAGAUCACAGAGUCAGAGAAGGAAGAGAUGGAAUCUGUUCAGUCAUUUUCAUCACCUUCAGCAUCACCUCCCAAGGAAAGCCCAGAAUUAGAGAUGGAAAUACAGAACCAGCAAGCUUGGCCGCCCUGUGUUAGAGUGACAGUGGUCAGAUCUCCAGUUCUCCAGGUGGGCACGCUGUUCAUCAUCACAGCUGACUCUCCAGCCACCAUCGGCAGGGAGAAAGACAUGGACCAUGCCAUUCGAAUACCAGAGAUGGGAGUCAGCAAGUUCCACGUGGAGGUGUACUUCGACCAGGAGCAACAGGGCUACAUGCUGGUGGACCAGGGUAGCCAGAAUGGAACAGUCAUCAAUGGCAACCGAAUCUUACAGCCCAAAACUAAGUGUGAGCCAUAUGCACUGAUGCACGGUGACGAGGUGAAGAUGGGGGAGACUGUGCUCUCCUUCCAUAUCCAUUCAGGCACUGAUACAUGUGAUGGAUGUGAGCCGGGUCAGAUAAUGGCUCACCUCAGCAAGCACAAGAGAGAGGAAACUGCAGGCCCUGCUCCUACCAAAGAAGAUAAAGAGGCACUGAGGCAGAAGGAGCUGAAGCAGAUGAAGGCCAAAUAUGGCCUGCAGACUAAUGAGGAAGGCAAAACUUUGAAGAAUCCCAAAUACAAGGACCGGGCUGAGUCUCGACGACAGACGGUCGGCAGCGAGGGCGUUUUCCAACGAGACGACGCACCUGCUUCUGUUCACGAGGAAAUCAGUGAAGUCAAUAAAGGGCGGAAGAUGUUGGAGAAGAUGGGCUGGAAGAAAGGAGAGGGACUCGGUAAAGAGGGAACUGGAAUGAAAGACCCCAUUGAACUUAAAAUCAGGAAAUCCCAGUCAGGUCUAGGGGCUGGAGCUGCCAUGUCUCUAGACAAUAUGUCUGUGGCCACUUCAAAGUCCCACAAGAACUGGGAGAAGGCGCGUGAAAGAUUUGCCGACACCUGCCAGCCUGAAAUACAGGCAACCAAAGCACAGAACAAGUCCUGGGUCAAAGCAGACGAGACAGAUAUGACACAGACAGACACAUAGUGAGGGAUGAAUGUGACCUGCAGUAUGUAAAUCACCACGAGGAUAUGUAAAGCUUUUUUUACUUUUUAUUUGCUUGUCCAGCUUGUAAACUUAAAAUGUAUUUGAUCAAAUAAGAAUCUGAGAAAGUAUUACAUCACUGCGAUUCUUUUUUUCCAACACUUAAGCUGCUGCACAUCAACAGAACUGAUGUCACUUGCUGCCCUCCCCUAUAAGAAAGCUGUGUUAAAUAUUUACAGUGCACAACCUUUACAGCAGGAGAGGGAAAGACACUGAACGUGACCAUGCAUAUCUGUAGUUUACCUCCUGUAGGGUAAACUACAGUCAUGGUGCCUUCCAAGAGGACAGUCACCCAAAGCAAAUAUUGGCACAGUAACACUUUUAUUUCUCACAAUGAGAUCGCGCUUGUCAUGAGACAACCUGCAGAGCUCCUUAGACCUCAGCAGUCAGCGUUACUCCAGGCCCCGUAACGUGUGAACAUUUGCCAUAUUCUAGUUCCACACACUUUGCUUUUGUUUGCUGUCCAGAACAGUUCGCAAUAUCAUGUUAUUUGAAUGUAGUGUUUGCACAACAGCGCACACACAGAUCCCUCAUACCAGUCUAAGGGCAAACCAGUUUCAGUCCAUCUGUGUGCAGGCCUAUCUGUGGGUUCAUGUAGAGGGUGUGUGAAUAUUUGCAUGUGUGUGCAAGUGUUCGCUUGACGAGAGGCCAGUGUCACGGAAAGAGAAGGCCGGUGACUAGUUUACGGCACAGUUACAAGACGACGCCUUUUAAGUAAGCGAUAUUGUUCCCAACUCUGUGAUUGUAAAUCAGUAUUAAAGCCGUGAUCAGACUCA